Messenger RNA from Cynara cardunculus var. scolymus (artichoke), 801 nucleotides. RefSeq names its product probable BOI-related E3 ubiquitin-protein ligase 3. Gene Ontology annotation, biological process: regulation of programmed cell death. The record is from RefSeq and is a predicted model, not a curated record. The transcript has 3 exons. Lineage: Eukaryota; Viridiplantae; Streptophyta; Magnoliopsida; Asterales; Asteraceae. Bases 1 to 801 code for a protein of 266 amino acids. Gene Ontology annotation, molecular function: ubiquitin-protein transferase activity.
AUGGGAGAAGAGGUAUUGCUACACAGCUGGCAUGCGGUUCUUCUCUAUCUUCAACAACGACUUGAGGGGUUCGCUAGAGUCUUUCUUCAUAGGCCAGGCAUAGCCAAUGUCAUCGAGGCGGAUACUGCUCCUAUCAAGGCGAAAAGCGGCCUAACUUGCAGCCUACCAGUUUCUAGGAAACGACCAAGGGAUUCUUCUGAGAUCAAUACCUUGCUUUCCUUUGUUAACAGUCAUAACAUGAACCAGARUCAAAUGGAGCGUUKUGGAAACUAUACGUUUCUCGGAGAAGACAUMUCUUUGCAGAUCCAACAACAACAAUUAGAGAUUGAUCAAUUCAUCGCUCAUCAAACGGAGAAAGUGAGACUCGACGUCGAAGAGAGACGAAAGAGGAAUUCAAGGAGAAUAAUCGCAGCGGUUGAGGAAGGAAUCUCGAAGAGAUUGAGAGCUAAAGAAGAAGAAAUCGUGAAGAUCGCCAAAUUAAAUUGGGCAUUGGAAGAGAAAGUCAAGUCUCUGUGUGUAGAGAAUCAAAUCUGGCGAGAAUUAGCUCAAACAAACGAAGCAACAGCCAACGCAUUACGCAACAACUUGAAGCAAGUUCUAGAACAGGUCGUCCAUGACGAUUACCGCCACCGUACCACGACGACAUGUGUCAACGACGCGGGGGCGUUGGCCGAAGAUGCACAAUCAUGUUGUGAAAGCAACAAUGAAGAAAAUCGUCCACCAAUCGAUCUGGAUAACAUCAACGAUGAUUGUAGCAGCAAUAACAACAUCAUCAACAACAACAACAAAUUGUGCAAAUAG